GCUCCUCGAUUGGGUAUAUGUAGCACAGAAAACUAGUGGACAUGUUCAUGUUGAGUCCGGCCGUCCCAAUGUUGGUGGACCAAAUCCUGCUACUGGUACUAGAUACCCUAUGUGACUACGUGACUUAUUUUUUGGAAAAAGACCAUGCAGUCUUCAUAUUCCAAGAUUUUCGUCACAAGACAAUCGUUGUUUUGCUGCAGUUUCUUGCUUUGAUUCCUCGACGACCAUUCAUCUAUCCCCCUCGGCUCAAGUUGCCAUGAUGGAAAGGUAGCAAUGUUUUGGCCAAUUUGGGCCUUGCUACUGCUGCGUGCCACCGGGAAAGGUGGAACUGCGAGUGGAAGCUAUGGCGGCACCGGAGGAGUCUACUCAGGUGGUGGUAUCGUGGCCUCUCGUGCUGCUUAUGCCAGCACCGGGGCCUUUGCGGCUGUCGUGCUUUUAUCUGCUGGAAGCCGGAGGCGAUAUGGGACCUACUACGAUCCCCAGGACGCAGGAGGCCUUUGCACGUUGCUCUCCGAGGACGAAAUGAACAGCUCAUGCAGCAACCUCAUUGGAAAUGAAACUGUUUGCCAUGAUUGCAUCGCCUGCGAGACGGAGGACUGCAUGACCGAGAUCAGCAACUGUGAUGAGUUCUUGGCCACCGUGUUCACUGAAUGCUGCGUCGAAGACUGUGACGUGGGCAGCUCCACCCCCAUCACAGCUCUCUUCGCAGUCGUUGCAUCGAUUGUUUUUUGCCUGGCGGGCGGCUUCAUUGUUUGGAGUGGCCUGUUGAAGAUGAAGGCCGCGCUGGUCCACCCGUCCGCGGUACCCGGGGCUCCGCCUUCAGACGCCUGGGUACCCGCCAGCCAGCCACAGAUCCAUUGGCCGGUGCAGGAGUUGCCCGGGUCCCAGGUGAACGGUGAUGUCAAGGGGCAGGUCGUCGGCAUCAGUUCUGGCAAGGCCUAAAGCGGUGGGGCGUUCGAGCCCACCACGCAGUGCAGAUGCAGAUGCAGCUCACCAGGCGCCAGCACGGCAGAGAAGAAUCUGACGCUUCUGGGAACGCGUCGUCACGCCCAAGGCGUAGUUGAAGGCGUGCGAUUCCCAUCCUUUUUCGGCUGAGAGCCAGGAGAGAAGGGCCUUUGUUUGGGCAGGUCGAUGUGUUCGAGG
Durusdinium trenchii is the source of this 1143-nucleotide messenger RNA. The record is from the annotation of a GenBank genome assembly. NCBI's taxonomy places the organism in Eukaryota, Dinophyceae, Suessiales, Symbiodiniaceae.